This is a messenger RNA of Rotaria sp. Silwood2, 4878 nucleotides long. The record is from the annotation of a GenBank genome assembly. NCBI's taxonomy places the organism in Eukaryota, Metazoa, Rotifera, Eurotatoria, Philodinida, Philodinidae.
AUGCCGAAGCGCGUUCACAGUGCUAGUGAUCGCGAUGAUGAUGCUGAACCAUCUAGUAUUCAAAGUGCAUCAAAACGUAGUCGAAAAGCAAUUGAUGAUCGAGAAAUUAAUGAUCUUUGUCAAGAAUUAUAUGAUGCUAUACGUGCUUAUAAAUCCGAAGAUGGUCGAAUAGUUUGUGAAAAUUUAAUACGUUUACCUAGUAAAAGAACACAUUCUGAUUAUUAUACAUUAAUAAAACAACCAAUUGAUUUAAUUCGUAUACAACAAAAAAUUCGUACUGAUGAAUAUCAAACAUUAGAACAAUUUAUUGAUGAUAUUGAAUUACUUCUAACAAAUGCAAAAACUUUCUACCGAAAAAAUUCCAAUGAAUGUCGUGAUGCAAAUGAUUUAUCAAAAUAUUUCUAUUCGAAAAUAAAUAAUGAAAAUCCAAAUCAAAAAAGAAUAUCAAAAAAAAAUCAUGAAAUCGAUAAUGAAGAAGUCAUUGAAAAAAAAAGACGUGGAAGUCGUCAAUCAAAUGAAAUCUUAACAAAUGGUACAACUAUAAAAGUUGAAUGUGAUGAAUCAAAUAAUAAUAAUAAUAAUAUUUCCAUUGAUACAUAUUAUUUCGAAGAAUUUUUUACAGCUAUUUAUAAUGCAAAUAUCAAUGAACGUAUUAUGUCCGAAAUCUUUUUAUUUUUACCUUCACGAAAACUUUAUCCAGACUAUUAUUUAAUUGUAACAAAUCCAAUUGAUUUAAAAAUGGUAGCUAUGAAAAUACAAAAUAAUCAAUAUUUAACAUUAGAUGAUAUGGAAAAUGAUUUAUUAUUAAUGAUUUCUAAUGCGAAAAAAUAUAACGAUCCAAAAUCACAAAUUUAUAAAGAUGCAUGUGCAUUACGAAAGCUGAUAACAACAGUUCGACAUGAACUUGAAUUAGCUUUAAAAACAAAAAAUGAUCGAUUAAGAUUACGUAAACGUGAUGUACUUUUAUCAUUAGAAAUAGCAAAUAUGGAUUAUCCAGAAGAACCCGAUGAUGAAGAUGUUAUACGAAUACAACAAGAUCGACAACAACAAAAUGAUGAUGGAAUUGAUUCAGAUACAAGUUCAUUGAGUGAAGAAGAAGAUUCUUUUAGAAUUUUAUAUAAUGCUGUUAAAACUUAUAAACUUGGUGCACAAAGUCUUAUUGAUCCAUUUAUGAAAUUACCUAAUAAAAGAUUUCAUCAAGAUUAUUAUGAAGAAAUAAAAAGACCAAUUUCUAUGUCAUUGAUUAAAAAUUAUAUUAAAAAAGGACGAUAUAAUAAUGUAACUGACCUUUUUGAUGACUUUAAAUUAAUGUUUAAUAAUGCUAUGCAAUAUAAUCAAGAAGGCUCAUUGAUAUAUAAUAGUGCUAGAAAGUUGUUAGAUGUUGUUCUUGUAAAAGCUCACGAACUUGGAUAUGACGAACACAAACCACGACUAAAAGAAGCUCAUGUUAAUAUUUCAGUGACUCCAAUCAAAGAAGAAUAUAUAGAAUCAUUGGUUAAUCAUCAAUGUCAAUCACGUAAUAAUCAUUCUUCAUCGUCACAAUCAUUAAAUCUUCAUUCACCUAACACUCCACGAGGUCGUCCAUCAAAAAAAAUUCUUAAAUAUACUGAACAAAAUAUUAAUAAUCUCUAUACUUUUAUUCGAGAAUAUCGAGAAAAUAAUAUUAAUUUAAUAACACCAUUUUUACAAUUACCAUCUUCAAGUGAAUAUUCAGAUUAUUAUGAAUCUAUUGAACAACCUAUCGAUAUGUCUAUGAUAAAAGAUAAAAUGGAUAAAGGACAAUAUAAACGUGAACAAGAUAUUGUUGAGGAUUUAAAUCGUAUGUUUAAGAAUGCAAAAACUUAUAAUGUUGAUGAAUCAAAUAUAUAUAAAAAUGCUUGUCAACUUGAAAAUGUAUUAGCUAUUAAAUAUAAAAAAUUAAUGAAUAAAAAAGAAAAAUUUUUUAAUAACUUAAUUUCAAAUCGUACAGUUAAUCAAGGAAUAAUAAAAAAAUCUUUAAAUUCUUCAUCAGCGAAUACAUUAAAUGAUAAAUCAAAUAAUUUAAUUCAAACAAUUAAAACUUAUACAGAUCAUCAUGGGCGAAUAUUAUCUACAGUAUUUUUAACCUUACCAUCAAAAAUUGAUUAUCCGGAUUAUUAUGAAAUAAUUCAACGACCAAUUGAUCUUAAACGUAUUGAAUCACGUCAAUAUUCAUCAAUUAAUGAUUUAUCUAAUGAUUUACAACUAAUGUUAGAUAAUGCUUGUUUAUAUAAUGAACCUGGUUCGACAAUUUAUCGAGAUGCACUCUCACUUCAACUAAUUUUAAUUAAUCAAAGAAAAAAAUUAACCAAUGCUGAAUUCAAUGUUAAUAAUGUACAGAAUUUAGUUCAAGAUUUAUUAUGGGAUUUAUUUAUACAGACAUUUAAUGCUGAAGAUUCCAACGGUCGUUUUUAUACUGAUUCGUUUGCUGAAUAUUCAGAACAAACUGACAAUGAACCAUUUGAUAUUGUAUAUACAUAUGAUCUAAUUAAACAAAAUCUCAAUCAACGACGUUAUCGACGAUUAGAUAUUUUUCAAGAUGACUUAUUUAAAGUUUAUCAAGAUACAAUUGAAUUACAAAAAUAUUACAUUCGUUUACGUGAUGAAAUAUGUUCUCAUGGCAAUCUGCUUCAUUCACCAGCGCUUUUAUUUAAUGAAAAUUCUCUACAACAAAAACUUGUUUGUGAACGAUCAGAAAAAGAUGCCUUAACAAAUAAUAAUAAUAAUCAGAACAGUAUAUCAACAAUAAAAUCAUCUGAUACUGAUGAAAACCAAGAAUCUUCGACAAAGUUUACAUUAUCAACUGAAAAUAGUUCAUUAUCGAAAGGUGAAACAUUUUAUAUCGGUGAUUUUGUUUAUAUCGAACCAAAUGAUGAAACAAGUGAAGCACAUAUAAUUUGUAUUGAAUCAUUUGAACAUAAAGAUAAUGAAGAUUAUUUUAAUGGUUUACAAUUUUAUCGUCCAAAUGAAACAUAUCAUUUACCAACAAAAAAAUUUCUUCGUCAAGAAGUUUUUCUAACACAAACAAUUGAACAUAUACCAAUGAAUAAAAUUCAAGGUUUAUGUCAUGUUUUACUUGUAAAAGAUUAUUUUAAAUAUCAACCUAUUAUUGAAAAUGAAACAAAUACAUUAUUAAAAUUUCAAGAUUUAGAUAAAGAUAUAUAUGUAUGUGAAUCACGUUAUAAUAUAAAAACAAAAAUUGUUAAAAAAAUAAAAUGGUGGAAUUUACCAGAAAAUAAACGUGUUAAAUUAAUUCCAAGAGAAACUAUACUUGAACCAAUACGUGAAUCAUUAACUCUCAAUAAUGAUAAUUUAUUACAUAGUCAAAUAAUAAAUGAUAAUGAUUUAAUAAAUGUUGAUAUUAUUGAAAAAAUUAAAGAAAUCAUUCCAUAUGAUGCUGUUAUUAAUGAAAAAUUAAAUGAAAAUUUAAUAGAAAAAAAACAAUUUUAUGAACAAAUUGUUGUUUCAUCAAAUUGUUUUUAUAAAAUUGGAGAUUAUGUUUAUUUUCAUGAAAAUAGUACUCAAUUAGAUCGACGAUCUAUAUUACGAAUCGAUAAAAUUUGGAAACAUAAUGAUUCAUAUGCAAUUAAUGGUCCACUUUUUAUUCGACCAUGUGAUGUAACUAGUCGAGAACAAUUAAUAAUAACAACGAAGUCUUCUUAUGAACGAGAAGUUCUUAAAUGUGAUGGUUCAAAUAGACAAAUUUUAGUUGAAAAUAUUAUAGGAAAAUGUUCCGUACUUUCACUUAAGCAUUAUUGCACUUACCGUUUAACUGAAAUUCCUGAAUGUGAUGUUUAUAUAUGUGAAUCACAAUAUAUUUCUGAUGGUCAUAGUCUUCGAUCAUUAAUAAAAGGAUUAAAAAGACCAUCAUUAUCAUUGAAAGCAUUAGCCGAUGAAAUCUGGACUUUUCGUAAAGAACUUUUGCUUCGACAAGAUACUCCUGGUGGCCCGUUCAAAUUGAUCGACGAUGGCUCGUUUAUGGACGCGGAUGAUCAAACAAAUAGCAAUCAUGCCAGUAACGUCGAUGGAGAUGAGCAUCAAUCGAAUCAUUUGAACUUUGAUACGGCCAACACUAGUAAUAAUAACAUUACGAAUAAUAAUCUGAAUUCAUCAUCAGUACAAAGUCGAAAUAAUAAUAGUCGUAAAAAUAAUAGACGUGGAUCAUCAGCUCGUGCACCUUGUGGAUACCUUGUAUUUGCAAGUGAAUCACGAAAACGACUUAUUAAAGAUAAUCCGGGCAUUCCAUUCGGUGAGAUGAGUCGAAUGAUUGGUGAUCAGUGGCGACGAUUGACCGCAACUGAACGUGAUAAAUAUGAAGAAAAAGCGCGUGAACGAGCAAGAGAACAAGAGGUUAGUAGUGCACCAACAACAACACAAGCAACAACAAACACUACUACAACAAAUUACGAUUCACAUAAUAUGCCAGUUAUUAAUACACAACGAAUGGUAAAUGGUGGUGUUACAGUAAAUGGACAUUAUCAAACGAAUCAAACUUUAUCAAAUGUCCAUCCAAUGAAUGGAAAUAUGCAAACAAUACCAAAACCACCUGCAAAUGCAAUUGUUACAUGUCCACCACGAACACAACGACUUGUUCAUUCAGAAGCCUAUUUAAGAUAUAUUGAAAAUCUGAAACCUGAUAAUCAAUUCAUAUCCGAUUGGCCAAAACAAUUAAAAGCUUCAAUGAAUAAUGUAUCAAAUACAAAUAAUGGAAAUAAUACGUCACGAACAUUACCAUCUAAUUGGUUUUUAAAUGGUAGUCCCGGUCUUUAUAAUAAUGUUCAUGAAGCUUUAUGGUCAAUGAGAGAUAAUAUGUGGUCAGACGUUAUUCGUAUUCGAAAUGUACUAUCAGAUGAAUGGUAA